AUGGCGAAAACAGUGCGUGCACCCAAGCCCACGCCUAAUCAUCCCAAGACAUCUGGGAAGUCUCCACGUUUUCCCGUUCCUCCCGCGGGUGCCGCACGUCACCAGAUCGUCAAGCAGAAGAAGCCCACGUGCAUCAUUACCAGCGACUCCAAAGAUGAAUCCCGCAACAGUAUUGACAGAAUCUGUUGUGGUCUCGACAACGACGCCGACAAUGACAGCGACACGACUGACAACGACAACCAGGAAGCGCAGCCUUCGCUCCCCAAACCUACGCGCGCGCCCGCCACAAAGCCCAGGGUCAGACGCCGCGCUAAGGCUGCUGUAGCUGCCGUCCGCGAGAUUCGAAACCUGCAGAAUUCAACUGAGCUCCUUUUCCGCAAGUUGCCCUUCCAGCGUCUUGUCCGUGAGAUCACGAACGACCUUUAUGAAGAACCUACCGCUUUCAGGGUGCCGCAUUGGGAGCUCUGCAGGAGGCAACAGAGAUCUACCUUGUCGCAUUGA
This is a messenger RNA of Fimicolochytrium jonesii, 501 nucleotides long. RefSeq lists its product as uncharacterized. The transcript has a single exon. Gene Ontology annotation, cellular component: nucleosome. Bases 1 to 501 code for a protein of 166 amino acids. NCBI's taxonomy places the organism in Eukaryota, Fungi, Chytridiomycota, Chytridiomycetes, Spizellomycetales, Powellomycetaceae. The record is from RefSeq and is a predicted model, not a curated record. Gene Ontology annotation, molecular function: structural constituent of chromatin; protein heterodimerization activity; DNA binding.